GAAGGAGCGUAGUUGUGAUCUUUCGCAACUACCCAAUCUUGUGCCCAAGUUGGUGAACUUGCCACAGCCCGAAGCUCGCCCUAUGGACCUAGAUACUAACGACCAGAAGUUUUCUAUUGGAUCUUGUAGGAAAAGUGUCAAUGAAACUUCUAACUCUUCAGUUCUGGAGUUUUGGAGGUUCACAGAGAAUAAUGAGUUCAGGUUAAGAGCUGAACAAAAUACGCAUACUACCGUCUCUUUAACUCUGCGCAUUGCUGAUACCUGUGGUCGUGUGAGGAAUAUCCAUUUUAAGUUCUAUCUUGAUUCUGAUACUGCAAUGUCAAUUGCUGGGGAAAUGGUUGAGCAACUUGAUCUUUCACACGAAGAUAUCUCUGUCAUAGCUGAGUUAAUUGACAAAUUGAUUAUGAAGCUUGUACCAGGCUGGAAACCUUCAUCCGAAAGUUCAUCAUGUGGAGCUAACAGUUCAUGUGGGGAUCAACCUGCACAUCAAAAUAUUCUGUCACCAUUGGCAUAUGCAGAAGACCAAGAUAACCAAGCAACAAUGAUUUCAGAUACCUCAGCCUGCUCAGCCCAGUAUGGCGUCCCUACUGCCUCAUGUAAUGUCAACGUUUCAGAAUCGGCCAAGUACAGUUCUGAUGAACGCUGCACAGGUUCAGAUAGGUACGGUUCCAGUCCGGAUUGUAUGGUUCAGGCCAGACUCAAGGAGAAGAGCUAUGAAGCUGGUUCUGGUGAUUCUGUUGUUAUGAAUGACGCAUGCCCUGACAUGUCAAGCAUUUGCUCCUUAUCUGAGUUGUCUCUAGUGGACAAAGAUCGGUAUGAUGAGCUGAAGGGGGAGCUUGUUGCUAUUGAUGUGCAGUAUCAUCAAUGUCUUCUCGAACUCUUGAGGAUGAGGGAAGAAGAAAUUCAGAAUGCCAAGAAGAGGUGGAUAGAAAAAAAGAAAAUAGCUGUUAAUUAAUGUACUAUUUUGUCUUCCUGGGGUGACUUUAUUUCUUUUCCUUGUUAACAUUCAUUUAAUUCUUGUAUUUUUUUUUUUUCCUUAAGAAAACGCAGGGAUCUGUUUUGGUACAUAAUUUGUUUUACGGUUAUUAAUGAAUAUUUUUUUGUUUU
Molecule: messenger RNA, 1107 nt
Organism: Prunus dulcis (almond)
Lineage: Eukaryota; Viridiplantae; Streptophyta; Magnoliopsida; Rosales; Rosaceae
Product: probable serine/threonine-protein kinase WNK4
Exons: 2
Coding region: 83-955 (290 amino acids)
Biological process (GO): intracellular signal transduction; protein phosphorylation
Cellular component (GO): cytoplasm
Molecular function (GO): protein serine/threonine kinase activity; ATP binding
Source: RefSeq, a predicted model, not a curated record